AUGCUACUGGCCCGUGAUGCACGGCGGUUUGUGACCUUGUUCGCUACCAGCCCUGUAUCCAAGUCCACGCCCCACAUCUACGUCUCCAUGCUCGCCUCCUGGCCUCCUGCACAGCCCAUUGCUCAUUGCUACACACACAGAUCAGCCGGGCUUGUCCAAGUCAAAGGACUCGAAACCACAGAGCGACAGCUAUCGCUGCUAAGCAUGACUCCAGCUGGAUCCGCAGUCUGCGGAGCACUCAUUGCAGGUCCCCUCAAGGCACACAACGGCAAGAUGCGGUCGGUGGACUACUCGCCUGACGGUCGAUGGCUUGCUUCGGGGGCGAGCCACUCGGCAGCCGUGGCAAGAGGUGGUGUCAGUUGCGUUUCACCCAGCAGUACACUUCUGGCGGCCGCAUCCGAGUCCGACAUAUAUCUCUUGGACCCAUUCGCAGGGCAAGUAGUUAGCGGACCACUCAAGGGUCACACCAAUCUCGUCUGUACACUUAUCUUCCUGCCUGACGAAAGGCACAUCGUGUCUGGCUCAUUUGACUGCACGAUAUGCGUCUGGGAUGUCACACACGCAAAGCUGGUAGCUGGUCCACUCCAAGGGCACUCAGAAACUGUCAGUGCCGUUGCGGUCUCUCCUGAUGGAAGGCUGCUUGUCUCAGCUUCCGAGGACGGAACAAUGCGCACCUGGAGCACAAGCACCUGGCAGACGCACUCGGUGUUUCGAUACACUGGCGUUGUUAGGUCAGUCAGGUUCCUGCCUGAUGGCUCGCGCCUUGUCUCUGGCUCUGUUGAUGGAAACAUGCGCAUAUGGGAGGUGCCGGAUGUGCCGAUAGGACAAGUCAUGGAUGGUCAAUCACUGGCGCAUGAAGACUGGGUUACGGUGUUUCGUUCUCGCCUUGCGGCUCGUAUCUCGUAUCCGGAUCUCCGAUCUGACUGUUCGCGUGUGGAAUAUGCAAGCCGGCAGCCAACAUGCACCACUCUCACAGGACACAACGCCUACGUACUCUCAGUCGGCUUCUCGCUCGAUAGCAGUCACAUAUACUCAGUAUCAAUCGACAGGAUGAUCCAUGUGUGGGAACGACAAAGUGGGAAGCUGGAGUACACGAUUGGCCCGAUAGACACAGAUGGCGACUACGAUCCUUGGUAUCAACAGUUCUGGCCAGCUGUACUCAUAUAUGACGACAAGCGAGUGGUGUGCGGGUCGAGGUCAGGACGCAUAUACGUGUGGAAAGAUGGCAAGCAGACCCAUGAGCUGACCGGACACGACAAAGCAGUAUACUCGGUGGCAGUCUCACCUGAUGGUCGGACAUUUGCGUCAGGUGACGGUGGCGGGAAGCUGAUGAUGUGGGAUGGUAGUACGGGAGCGCAGCUGCGCAGUAUAUCUGAAGCGCAUACUUACCGCAUUGCAUCUAUCGCAUACUCCCAUGAUGGCGGUCUUCUUGCUUCUGGCUCUUAUGACAUGACUAUAAGUCUGUGGAACACAUAUACAUGGCAGCCCAUCGGCGAUCCGCUUCGAGGCCACAGCGACAGAGUUCGAUGUGUUGCAUUCUCGUCUCAGGGUGACAAGUUAGCGUCUGGUUCUGUUGACAAGACGAUACGGAUAUGGGAUGUAGAAAGCAGGACAUCGAUUGCAGUGCUCGAAGGACACACGGGCUAUGUACUGUCAGUAAUGUUCUCGCCGAACGGGGCUUAUGUUGUCUCUGGCUCGGCCGAUACCACGAUACGGCUACUCACUUUUAUCUGUCGCACACGCAUUUCUAUGAAGGCUGCUAAUGCUGCCAGCGCUCAGGACAUACAACAAAGUCAAAGCCUGAACUGGAAGAUCCACGAGGACGGAUGGGUUCGCGAUAGUCGCGACCACCUGCUUUUCUGGGUGCCACCUGACUUACGUGGCGCUCUCCUGAUGCCUCAGAACACCAUGCUGAUGUCACGCCAAGGCAAGGCCGAACUUGAGCUUACGAACGCUAAGAUUGGGAAUGAGUGGGAAGCGUGUCACUGA
Molecule: messenger RNA, 1989 nt
Organism: Rhizoctonia solani
Lineage: Eukaryota; Fungi; Basidiomycota; Agaricomycetes; Cantharellales; Ceratobasidiaceae
Product: WD-40 repeat-containing protein
Exons: 4
Coding region: 1-1989 (662 amino acids)
Molecular function (GO): protein binding
Source: RefSeq, a predicted model, not a curated record